AUGGCCAGGGCCUGGCGCUGCUGGGAAGGGGAGGCUGUCUCCGGAAACAGGGGGACCUCUGAGAUUCGUCGUUCAGGCAGCCACUGCGAUGAGGGGAGACAGAUGCACGUUGCUCCAAGGGGGCUACUGCGGAGGAAAAGCAAAGCCGCGCCAGGUGGCCGGCACGCCAGUUUUAUUAGAGCCCGCGAGGAGCCCAUACAGCGUCAUGGCCAGCAGAGAGCACCACGACCCUGUGGGGCCUCUUCUGGAGUCGUCUUGGGUGGCGAGUGCCUCCCGCUGACAUGGACCCGGCUGGUCCUGCCUGGGGCUCCGGCCCCCUCUGUGCUGCGGCUGCCCUCCCGCCCUCCCCCUACCAAGGCCUGGCUGAUUCGGGCCAUCGUGGUUCUCAGCUUUACUGAGGUCUCGGCCAUGUUCUGCCGUGGGGCCGUGGGAGGGCCAGGGGCUGGAGGGAGGGUGGACAGCCCCCGUCACGUCUGCGGGACCUGGAGCAGGUGUGUGUCCCACUGGCACUGCUGUUGGGGUGCAUGUGUGCCUGUGCAUGGAGCCCACGGGGCCCACGCUCUUGGUGUGGCGGAACAGGCACGAGAGGUACAGGAGGGGCUGCUGAAAGCUGGGGCUGGGCGCGGUGUGCACUCUCGGGGCUCUGACUGCCGGGAGGGCCCAGAAAGUGGCACCUUCCCAGGGCCCUGCACACGCCCAGCACCAGCCUGUGGGCCCCGAAGGCCACUUCCACCCAGCAGGACCCAGGGCUCCUUGGAGACGUGGCUGAUUCCAGGCCUGGGGCAGGAAGUGCGCGAGGAGCGCCCUGGGGACAAGUGCCAUGGGCCCUCCCGUGCCACUUCCGAGCUGGCGAGCUGGCAGACCUCAGGGCCCCGCUCAGCCCAAAUCGCCUCCAAAUACGAUACGGCUUCAGUGUAUGGGCUGUUGGGGGACAGUUCAGUCCAUAGCAGCCGCCUCUCAGCUCUCACCCCUGGAGGUGCCGAGCUCGGGGUCUCUGUCUCGCCACAGUGCUUCCAGGCCGUCCUCCUCCUCCUGGCCCUGACUGUGCUCCUGCUGGUUGGCUUCCUGCACAGGAACGUCCAGCUGCUCACGCCGCUGUUCGGGGGCCAGGACGCCGUUCAGGGGCUGCCCGUCACCAACAUCAUGUUCCUCAAGACGCACAAGACGGCCAGCAGCACCGUGCUCAACAUCCUCUACCGCUUCGCCGAGACCCACAACCUGUCCGCCGCGCUGCCCGCCGGCUCCGACUUCCACCUGGGCUACCCCUGGCUCUUCGUGGCGCGCUACGUGGAGGGCGCGAGUCGGAGCGGCGCCGGGGGUCCGCGGCGCUUCAACGUCAUGUGCAACCACCUGAGGUUCAACCUGCCCGAGGUGCAGAAAGUCAUGCCCAAGGACACCUUCUACUUCUCCAUCCUGCGAAACCCCGUCUCCCAGCUGGAGUCUUCCUUCAUCUACUACAAGAACUACGUCCCCGCCUUCCGCGGCGUGGAGAGCCUGGACGCUUUCCUGGCCGCACCCGGCGUCUACUACAACGCCAGCAAGGGAAUGAACAACGCCUACGCCAGGAACAACAUGUGGUUCGACUUCGGCUUCGACCGCGACGCGCCGGCGGAGGAGAGCUACGUGCGCGCGCGCCUGGCCGACGUGGAGCGGCGCUUCCAGCUGCUCCUCAUCGCCGAGCACUUCGACGAGUCCAUGGUGCUGCUGCGGCGCCGGCUGCGCUGGCAGCUGGACGACGUGGUCUCCUUCAGGCUCAACGCGCGCAGCGCGCGCUCCGUCACCAGCCUGGCGCCCGAGAGCCGCGAGCGCGCCAAGCGCUGGUGCGCCCUGGACUGGCGCCUGUACCAGCACUUCAACCGCAGCUUCUGGGAGCAGCUGCACGCCGAGCUGGACCCGCGCGCGCUGCGCGGGGAGGUGGCGCUGCUGCGGGCGCGGCGGCGCGAGCUCACCGCCCUGUGCCUGCAGGACGCGGCGCCCAAGAACAAGACGCAGAUCACCGACCGGCACCUGCGCCCCUACCAGUCGGGCAAGGCGGAGAUCCUGGGCUACAACCUCAGGCGGGACCUGGACAACGCCACGCUGCGCACGUGUCAGCGGCUGGUGAUGCCCGAGCUCCAGUACAUGGCCCACUUGUACUCGCUGCAGUUCCCAGAGAAGCCCCCCAAGAACAUCCGGUUCCUGGAGGAAUAGAGGGGCUGGCGCCAGGGAGAGGGCCUCCAGCUGACACCAGCCCCUCUCCGCAGCCCGCCCGGAGGCCUUGGGCUCCAGCAGGGCCUGCCCUAAAGUGAAGAAGAGACUGAAGCCCCCAAGGAAGACGCUCACCCAGGACUCGCCCCUCUUGGAGAGGGCCCUAAAUCCAGGGCCGCAGGCGUGCCUGUCUGCGGCUGUGCAGCUGCGCGUCUGUGCGUUGGAUGGAAGGUCUCACGAGUAGGAGAGCGAAUGAUACUUAACUCUGGUUCCACAGUCUGCCCGCAGAGCUCCCGGAGCCCAGGGAAUCCCUAGGGCCUUGGGCAGUGGGGCUGUGGGUCCCUGAAGGACCUCAGCGAGACCCCCUGAAUUUUCAGGCCAUAGGGACAUGGCACUGGUCACAGCAGCCACAGGCAGUGCCACAAAGACAAGCCCAGGCUUUGGAGUGUUUGGGAACAGCUUCCCACCUGUGGCUCCUCCUGAAGCUUAGACUGAGAGAUGCCAGAAUUGCUCACAAGACAAGUGGUUUAGCCUGAGCACAGGCGGGGGUCUGCCCCACGGCUCCCUGCCGGGGCAGCCCCUGCAUGUGCAGUGAAGGAGAAAACAUCCCGCUUGCUGAAGAAGCUCAGAGGGGCCCCGUGUCUGUCACACCCGUGGUUGGUUGGAGAUCACGCUGGAUGCAGUCCCAGAAGGCAGCUUCUGGGCGCCCCUCCUUGUCACUCAGGGGGAGGGACUGAGUCCCCCUGGCUGGCAGGAUGUGGCCCCUGGCUGUCUGGGGGCCAUCGAUUGGAGUGAGGUGCACGUCAGCCAGCACCACACACCCUGGAAAAGGCAGGGGGCCUGGAGCGCCUAAGAAUCGUAGCCGCUCUCUCAUCCCAGCCGAGAGGCUCCUCCUGGCCCUUCCUUCUGCGCCAGGGCCCUCGGCCUGAGACGCUGGCACCGGGCUUAGGCUCUUGUGUCUAGGCGGGCCCACACGUGUCAGGAGUCGGCGUUUUACAGAAGGCCCAGGCCCCCCGGUCCUCAGAGCAGGCAGCUCCCUUGGACCCAGACAAAAUGGAGGGACCUCUGAGAAGGGUGGAUUUUUGGUGAGAUUAGAGGAGAUACUGCAAUGAAUUUGAGAGUAAAUGAGAAUGUUUGGAAACUGAAUAAGGACUCCCCAAACUGCACAGGGACAGGGAAGAUUGGCGCGGGCACUGCUCAGAGCCAGCGCCAGCCUGACCAUCUGGAUGGCUGUGGGGGGUUGGGGCCCCAGAAGGCAAAAAAGACACCAGGUAAGAAACUGUCACACAAGGAAGGAAACAAGUACCCCACCCUCAGCUCGUGGGGGCCAGGGGAACCCAGGGCCAGGGGAACCGCUGCUCUUGUGCACAGAGAACAGGUUGUCUCGGGGGAGAGGGAGAGAGUCGGGCCACGGCGGCCACGGCGUUCGCAGCCCUGACGUGGGUCCUGCUCUCGGCUGCAGUCUCAGCAAUGAAGUCACGGUAGCAAUUCA
Molecule: messenger RNA, 3679 nt
Organism: Lemur catta (Ring-tailed lemur)
Lineage: Eukaryota; Metazoa; Chordata; Mammalia; Primates; Lemuridae
Gene: GAL3ST2
Product: galactose-3-O-sulfotransferase 2
Exons: 7
Coding region: 1-2190 (729 amino acids)
Biological process (GO): glycolipid biosynthetic process; glycoprotein biosynthetic process
Cellular component (GO): membrane
Molecular function (GO): galactosylceramide sulfotransferase activity
Source: RefSeq, a predicted model, not a curated record